AUACAAUUCAUUGUACAGGAGCCAUGUGAAUGACUCAUGCAUGCAAUAACAUGCAUAUGCGUCGUUGACAACGUCCUGCAUAGAGAAAGCUCUCCUACAGUACGGCAGAGACGUGCAGACAACUAACACGCGACCAUGUCAGUCACAUUAUCGUCACACAAUCAUCGACACUGAACGAAGCCGGCUGGAGAAAAAAGGCAGGAGCUCUGCAGAUGCGGCUCCAGGAGAACAUGCACAGCACGGCUGCUAUACGUAUAACACGUACCAUCCAUGCAGUCGCCAUGGGCGACAAACCAGCGACAUACACACAUGCUGGCCGGAAAACUCACGUACGUAUGUGCCGUCACCCGUUCCUCCUGCCCACUGCGGCAGCCAAAUCAGUCAGCAAUCACUCAUCCAGGCACGCAAUUCUCAACUCAGCCACCGACCAAAAACAAAACAAAAAGAUGACCGACAACGAGAGUCCCGCCGAGCACAAAGGUGUAUCCUUGGUUGCUUCGUUGAUUCUAUGAGUUCCUGCUGUGGCACUCCCUCUUGACGGUUGGGAUGAGGCUGUUGACGGACUGCUGCAGGUUGUCCUGGUCGCUUAGGAUGACCCGCUUGUUCUUGUCGUCCAGAGAACCCACUAUCGCCAAAGACACCACACGCGACAUGUCGAACUCGGGGAUGUCCUUGUGGAUCGUCUGACGGCCGCCCUGGAAGUUCUUCUCGACCAAAAAACCCAUACCAAUCACCUCAGCCCCUGAACCACACCAUCACACACAUUCCACGUGUCUGUCAUGUGUGCCAUCGAUCCCUCCCUCCCCCGCUCCCUCUCUGUCUGACCGGCUUGUUUGCACAUGCUGUGGAGUGCCUCGGCUGUGGUGCCGCUAGCAAGGAAGUCAUCGACGAUGAGGAUCUUGUCGUUGGACUGGAUGAACUCUGCCGCCGCAUACAGCACAAUGUCCUUGUUCUUGGUGUAGCUGCGGGACCUCGCCUCCAGCACGCUGUGGCCACUCAGGGUGAUCGGCUUCUGCAACAGACAAACACACACACACACACACGCAUAUGAACGAAUGAAUGGCAGUGUUGUGGCUCCUCGACCUGUGAGGGUCGCGACUGACUGACAUGAUCCUUACGCUUUCUCUUGCGAAGACGUACGGCACGCCCAGGUGGAACGCAGUCGCUUGAGCUGAUCGGCCCACAAACCCACAAAACAACAAAGACAACACAUCAACGAAACGAAUGCCCACGGUGCAUCUCCACCGCGCGAUGUGCCCACCUGGCGCCACGCCACUCGUCUGUGCUGUCAGCACCUUCGUAGGACCGUACUGCGUGAAGUGAUCAGCCAACGCCUGACAGCACAGCAGGAGUAUGUCAUUCAUUCUCUGGGUGGCCUUGUGACCGAUUCAUUGCCUCACCUUUCCACACGAGUCCAUGAGCAGGGGGUCAACUUGAUGGUUUAUGAACGAGUUGACCUUCAGGAUGUUGGAGGACAGCACCACACCAUCCUGCAGAAUGCGCUUCUGAAGCUCCUCCAUUUCUGUAUAUAUCUCCUGGCGAAGAAACUGUCGAACAAUCAAUGUGGAUCAAUG
Messenger RNA from Vitrella brassicaformis, 1574 nucleotides. Lineage: Eukaryota; Vitrellaceae. The record is from the annotation of a GenBank genome assembly.